AUGGAAAAGCCCACGGAGUCAUCAGACAUGAUAAAGGAUAUAAAAGGAAAGGAAAAAAUAGAAAUUAACGACAUACUCCCAAAGUUCCCAAAACUCUCAUACCUGGAUGCGGUUUUCGGAAAAGAGAUUCACAAUUAUUGGGGAAACCGCGUUCUCGAACACACCAAUUCUAAAGGCGAGCUGCUAGCCUUGAAGGUCAGCGACCCAGAUGGCUUAGAUCGCUCCCAGGGCGAAAUGAUGAGUUACGCGGCAGAGCACGGUGUAUUGGCUCCCCGAGUAUUUGGAACCUACGACAUUGUUACCAAAAAGCCUAUCGCGCGUGUUAUGGUCAGCGAGCGAGUUCCUGGUAUACCCCUAGUAGAUGUCUGGAGGGAUAUGUCCCAGGAUGAUCAGACUUCCAUCAAAGAGCAGCUUCGCGCUCAAAUACGACAUAUGCGCACUCUAACACAGCCAUUUAUCGGCCGCAUUAACAAACAACCUACUCGUAACUUGUACGACACCACUUUUACUAGAUACUGUGGCCCCUUUGAAGAUGAAAAGUCAUUUGAUGAAUGGUGUGUCAAUCGACUCUACGGAAGAGUGUUUCAGCAUAAGAAAUGGGAGAAGAUACUAGAGAAACAGCGACGCACCUCGUCUGGGAGAUUUGUCCUGACCCACGGUGAUCUUUCACCACGCAAUAUUCUUGUGCAGGGCAGUACCAUUACAGGAAUAAUUGACUGGGGACUAAGCGGUUUCUUUCCUGAACAUGUUGAGUAUGCCACAGCCGUGGGGCUUAAUUCUGGGAUGGAAAAAUGGUGGAUUCCUGUAUUAAAAGAGGUGUUGGAGCCAUGUUCAAAAGAUAUGAUCAAAUUUACUGGUCUAAUCGAGGAGAGGGUUGGCUCAUAUUGA
This is a messenger RNA of Trichoderma gamsii, 888 nucleotides long. RefSeq lists its product as hypothetical. Bases 1 to 888 code for a protein of 295 amino acids. The record is from RefSeq and is a predicted model, not a curated record. Lineage: Eukaryota; Fungi; Ascomycota; Sordariomycetes; Hypocreales; Hypocreaceae. The transcript has a single exon.